AACGCCUGCUUUGAACCGGCCAAUCAGAUGGUGAAAUGUGACCCUCGCCACGGCAAAUACAUGGCCUGCUGCCUCCUGUACCGUGGCGACGUGGUGCCCAAAGACGUCAACUCGGCCAUCGCCACCAUCAAAACCAAGCGCACCAUCCAGUUCGUGGACUGGUGUCCCACCGGCUUCAAGGUGGGCAUCAACUACCAGCCGCCCACCGUGGUUCCUGGAGGAGACCUGGCCAAGGUGCAGAGGGCCGUCUGCAUGCUGAGCAACACCACCGCCAUCGCCGAGGCCUGGGCUCGACUCGACCACAAGUUCGACCUGAUGUACGCCAAGAGGGCCUUCGUCCACUGGUACGUGGGAGAGGGGAUGGAGGAGGGCGAGUUCUCCGAGGCCAGAGAGGACAUGGCUGCCCUGGAGAAGGAUUACGAAGAGGUGGGCACCGACAGCAUCGGGGAGGACGACGAAGGCGAGGAGUAUUAGGUGACCCGUCGCUCGCCGUGGCUCCGUCAGAGAAAUGCAAACGCUAUCCUGGACUCAUUCCCAAAAUUCUGCACAUUCCAGUGAGCUGCGAGAGUCCCGCCUCAUUUUAAACCAUGCAACAAAUAAACGAAAAUAAACUCA
This is a messenger RNA of Plectropomus leopardus (leopard coralgrouper), 615 nucleotides long. NCBI's taxonomy places the organism in Eukaryota, Metazoa, Chordata, Actinopteri, Perciformes, Serranidae. The record is from RefSeq and is a predicted model, not a curated record.